This is a messenger RNA of Apaloderma vittatum (bar-tailed trogon), 2232 nucleotides long. It is a transcript of the gene CLCN3, whose product is annotated as chloride channel, voltage-sensitive 3. Gene Ontology annotation, biological process: chloride transport; transmembrane transport. Gene Ontology annotation, molecular function: voltage-gated chloride channel activity. Bases 37 to 2232 code for a protein of 731 amino acids. The transcript is spliced from 10 exons. NCBI's taxonomy places the organism in Eukaryota, Metazoa, Chordata, Aves, Trogoniformes, Trogonidae. The record is from RefSeq and is a predicted model, not a curated record. Gene Ontology annotation, cellular component: Golgi apparatus; synaptic vesicle; membrane.
UCCUGUCUUUCCUCUGCCACAGGAACGCAUUAUACAAUGACAAAUGGAGGAAGUAUCAACAGUUCAACACAUUUACUCGAUCUUCUGGAUGAACCGAUUCCUGGAGUAGGAACAUACGAUGACUUCCACACCAUCGACUGGGUUCGAGAGAAGUGCAAGGACAGAGAAAGACAUAGACGGAUUAACAGCAAGAAGAAAGAAUCAGCAUGGGAGAUGACAAAAAGUUUGUACGAUGCAUGGUCAGGAUGGCUAGUAGUCACACUAACUGGUUUGGCAUCAGGGGCAUUGGCAGGAUUAAUUGACAUUGCUGCUGACUGGAUGACUGACUUAAAGGAAGGCAUUUGCCUGAGUGCUUUGUGGUUUAACCAUGAACAGUGUUGUUGGGGUUCAAAUGAGACCACGUUUGAAGAGAGGGAUAAAUGUCCACAGUGGAAAACAUGGGCCGAACUAAUAAUUGGGCAAGCAGAAGGUCCAGGUUCAUACAUAAUGAACUACAUAAUGUACAUUUUCUGGGCUUUGAGCUUUGCCUUCUUAGCAGUUUCUCUGGUGAAGGUAUUUGCUCCCUAUGCCUGUGGCUCGGGCAUACCUGAGAUAAAAACUAUUUUGAGUGGCUUCAUCAUCAGAGGUUACUUGGGGAAGUGGACUUUGAUGAUAAAAACAAUUACUUUAGUCUUGGCUGUUGCAUCAGGUUUGAGUUUAGGAAAAGAGGGUCCCUUGGUACAUGUUGCCUGCUGCUGUGGGAAUAUUUUUUCCUACCUCUUUCCAAAGUACAGCACGAAUGAAGCUAAAAAAAGAGAGGUGUUGUCAGCUGCUUCAGCAGCAGGAGUAUCUGUUGCCUUUGGUGCCCCAAUCGGUGGAGUUCUUUUCAGUCUGGAGGAGGUCAGUUACUAUUUCCCACUGAAAACUUUAUGGAGAUCGUUUUUUGCUGCUUUAGUAGCUGCAUUUGUUUUAAGGUCCAUCAAUCCUUUUGGUAAUAGCCGCCUAGUUCUUUUUUAUGUGGAAUAUCACACUCCUUGGUACCUUUUUGAACUGCUUCCUUUUAUUCUUUUGGGAGUAUUUGGUGGGCUCUGGGGAGCGUUUUUCAUCCGAGCAAACAUCGCGUGGUGUCGUCGACGCAAAUCUACAAAAUUUGGGAAGUAUCCUGUCCUGGAGGUUAUCAUUGUUGCAGCAAUAACAGCUGUCAUUGCAUUUCCUAAUCCAUAUACAAGGCUGAACACCAGUGAGCUUAUUAAAGAGCUCUUCACAGACUGUGGGCCAUUAGAAUCCUCCUCCCUCUGUGACUACAGAAAUGACAUGAAUGCAAGCAAAAUAGUAGAUGAUAUUCCUGACCGUCCAGCAGGCACUGGAGUCUAUUCAGCUAUAUGGCAGUUGUGUUUAGCACUCAUAUUUAAAAUAAUCAUGACAGUCUUCACCUUUGGUAUCAAGGUUCCAUCAGGGUUAUUCAUACCGAGUAUGGCAAUCGGAGCAAUAGCGGGAAGGAUCGUGGGAAUUGCAGUGGAGCAGCUGGCUUACUACCACCAUGACUGGUUCAUUUUCAAGGAGUGGUGUGAAGUUGGAGCUGACUGUAUCACACCUGGUCUUUAUGCCAUGGUCGGUGCUGCUGCGUGCUUAGGUGGUGUGACAAGGAUGACCGUGUCCCUCGUAGUUAUUGUCUUUGAGCUAACGGGAGGGCUGGAAUAUAUUGUGCCCCUAAUGGCUGCAGUCAUGACCAGUAAGUGGGUAGGAGAUGCCUUUGGUAGGGAAGGCAUCUAUGAGGCACACAUCCGACUGAAUGGAUAUCCUUUCUUGGAUGCAAAGGAAGAAUUUACUCACACAACACUGGCUGCCGAUGUUAUGAGACCUCGAAGAAGCGAUCCACCUUUAGCAGUUCUGACACAGGAUAAUAUGACAGUUGAAGACAUCGAAAACUUGAUCAACGAAACCAGCUAUAACGGUUUUCCUGUUAUUAUGUCAAAAGAAUCCCAGAGACUAGUGGGCUUUGCUCUAAGAAGAGAUUUAACUAUUGCAAUAGAAAGUGCCAGAAAGAAGCAAGAAGGGAUUGUUGGCAGUUCCAGGGUCUGUUUUGCCCAGCAUACCCCAUCGCUUCCAGCAGAAAGCCCUCGACCUUUGAAGCUGAGGAGCAUACUUGAUAUGAGCCCUUUCACCGUGACAGACCACACACCAAUGGAAAUAGUGGUGGAUAUUUUCCGGAAGCUGGGUCUGAGGCAGUGCCUUGUAACACACAACGGGUGA